Molecule: messenger RNA, 1717 nt
Organism: Trichomycterus rosablanca
Lineage: Eukaryota; Metazoa; Chordata; Actinopteri; Siluriformes; Trichomycteridae
Gene: prdm12b
Product: PR domain containing 12b
Exons: 5
Coding region: 1-1104 (367 amino acids)
Biological process (GO): neurogenesis; regulation of gene expression
Cellular component (GO): nucleus
Molecular function (GO): histone methyltransferase binding
Source: RefSeq, a predicted model, not a curated record
AUGGGCUCAGUGUUACCCGCAGAAGCAAUGGCCCUAAAGACUGGAUUUAAGUCGCACAGCCCGGGUCUGUCCGACAUCAUCACAUCAGACAUCCUGCACAGUUUCCUGUAUGGCAGGUGGAGAAAUGCGCUUGGAGAGCAUCUAUUUGAGGAGAAGAGCAACAUAGUCGGUCCUAAAACUGCCUUCACCGCCGAGGUGCUUGCUCAGUCCUUCUCUGGAGAGGUUCAGAAGCUGUCCAGCCUCGUCCUGCCCAGUGAGGUGAUCAUUGCACAGAGCUCCAUCCCCGGUGAAGGCCUGGGCAUCUUCUCCAAGACAUGGAUUAAAGCGGGCACUGAGAUGGGUCCCUUCACUGGCAGGGUCAUUGCACCUGAGCAUGUAGACCUUUUUAAGAACAACAACCUGAUGUGGGAGGUUUUCAAUGAGGAUGGGACAGUGCGCUAUUUUAUCGAUGCCAGUCAGGAGGAUCACCGCAGCUGGAUGACUUACAUCAAAUGUGCCCGAAAUGAGCAAGAACAAAAUUUGGAGGUAGUGCAGAUUGGAAGCAGCAUAUUCUACAGAGCAGUAGAGACAAUACCGCCAGAUCAGGAAUUGUUAGUAUGGUAUGGAAAUUCCCACAACACAUUUUUAGGCAUUCCUGGGGUUCCUGGCAUGGAUGAGGAACAUCAAAAGAAGCAGAAAAAUGAAGACUUUCACCUGUGUGACACUUCGGCCUCCAUCACAUCGCUUGGCACAGUGGGCCGCAUGCGCUGCGUCAUCUGCCACCGUGGCUUUAACUCCCGCAGCAACUUGCGCUCACAUAUGCGUAUCCACACACUUGACAAGCCUUUUGUCUGCCGCUUCUGCAACCGGCGCUUCAGUCAGUCAUCGACCCUGCGCAAUCAUGUGCGCCUGCAUACCGGUGAGCGCCCUUACAAGUGCCACGUGUGCCAGAGCGCCUACUCACAGCUGGCAGGUCUGCGCGCACACCAAAAAAGUGCCAGGCACCGUCCGCCCAGCUCAGGACCAGUGGUGGGGCUUCAGACCCCAUCACCCCCACCUCCUCAAAUGGCACCAGUACCUCAUCCAGCCUCACUGGUUCACCACAUACCUACCAUGGUUCUAUGAACUGGUUAAAGUGGCGCUCACUUUAAAAACACUUCAAACCCUUUUAGCCUCACGGGGCAUGUGGCACUGAUGAUGCAUAUCCUGUUUCUGGAUGAUGCAGUUUAUGCUUUUGGCUGUGUGAACACUCACAGCUGAAGUACUAAGAGAGUGUAGUUUUGUAUGUUCAUGUUGAAUUAUUAGAGGCCGAUAUACAGAGACUACCAAGUACAGAUGGAUUCUUCGAUCUACUUAUAUCUGUUGUAUGUGGCUUACAGAAGAGCAACGUCAAAGCAGGUGGUCAGGGUGUGUAAUCGACUUCUCUUUGCAUGCAAGUUGUUACAUUGUUAAUAAAUAAAGAAGAAAAUUACUCAAUGCCCAGAAAAUCCAAACGAUCAAUUUGCGUGGCGCUUCAGUAACCAAAAAUGGAGACCUACUAGCACCAUCUAGUGACUUGUUAUUCUUAACAAGAUUAAAGCACAAGGGCACAAUAUUGUACAUCAACUGUGGUAUGUAAAAUAUGUAAAGAAAUGUGAAUAUUUGAAGAUUUACUUCCACAGUUUACUAAAAAGUCACUUUAUUUGUGUAUGUAUGUAAAAUGUUAAAUACAAAUUAUUGGUUCUAUUAUAUUAUGUAU